This is a messenger RNA of Arachis duranensis, 2373 nucleotides long. Its product is annotated as ABC transporter B family member 25. Bases 176 to 2077 code for a protein of 633 amino acids. Gene Ontology annotation, molecular function: ATP hydrolysis activity; ABC-type oligopeptide transporter activity; ATP binding. The record is from RefSeq and is a predicted model, not a curated record. NCBI's taxonomy places the organism in Eukaryota, Viridiplantae, Streptophyta, Magnoliopsida, Fabales, Fabaceae. Gene Ontology annotation, cellular component: membrane. The transcript is spliced from 17 exons. Gene Ontology annotation, biological process: transmembrane transport.
UUAUUAAUUAACAGUGUUAACAAUAUUGGGGAUAUUAAUUAGUUUCUAGGGGAGAAUCUAUAAGUUGGAGUGGCGAUAGGAGCAUAAGAGAUUACUAGUAACGUGUAAGUGUAGCAUUCUUCCUAUUACAACUAGAAAUUAGAAAUUGGAGAGAGAGAGAGAGAGAGAGAGAGAGAUGAACGGUUUAAGAGGUGAAAGAGCUCCUCUCUUGGAAGCUGAGCGCGGCGGAAGGGGAAAGAGGGAUGGAGCUUCAGAGGACCAAGUCUCAGACCUUGAGCACGGUGACGGAGUGCCGGCAGCGAAUGUGGGAUUCUUCAGAGUGUUUUCACUUGCAAAACCAGAGGCUGGAAAUUUGGUGAUUGGUACAGGGGCUUUGUUGAUUGCGGCCACAUCAAGUAUCUUAGUUCAAAAAUAUGGUGGCAAGAUAAUUGACAUUGUGUCAGGAGAUCUAAGAACUCAAGAGCAGAGAGAUGCGGCUUUAAAUGCUGUCAAGAACACCAUUAUAGAGAUCUUUCUAAUUGUGUUUCUUGGUUCAAUUUGCACAGCACUUCGGGCUUGGCUAUUUUCUUCUGCUAGUGAAAGAGUUGUCGCACGGCUAAGAAAGGAUUUGUUCAGUCACCUUGUAAACCAGGAGAUUGCUUUCUUCGAUGUUACUCGAACGGGAGAACUCUUAAGUAGGUUGUCGGAAGAUACACAGAUCAUAAAGAAUGCCGCAACUACCAAUCUUUCUGAGGCCAUGAGGAACCUAGCAACAGCACUUAUGGGUCUCAGCUUCAUGUUUGCAACAUCUUGGAAGUUAACAUUGUUGGCUUUGGCUGUUGUGCCUGUAAUUUCUGUUGCUGUCCGUAAAUUUGGGCGUUUCCUGCGUGAACUAUCUCACAAAACUCAAGCUGCAGCUGCAGUAGCAUCUUCAAUUGCUGAGGAAUCAUUUGGUGCCAUAAGAACAGUAAGAUCUUUUGCCCAAGAAGAUUAUGAAAUUUCACGCUACUCUGAGAAAGUUAGUGAGACACUCAGCCUGGGCCUUAAGCAAGCUAAAGUCGUUGGACUCUUUUCUGGAGGCCUUAAUGCAGCGUCCACACUUUCUGUUAUCGUAGUAGUUAUAUAUGGAGCUAGCUUGACAAUCAAGGGUCACAUGACCUCGGGUGAUCUCACGUCUUUCAUUCUUUAUAGUCUCUCAGUGGGAUCUUCUAUAUCUGGCUUGUCGGGAUUGUAUACAGUAGUUAUGAAAGCUGCAGGUGCUAGCCGAAGGGUAUUUCAACUUUUGGAUCGUGAGUCGUCAAUGCCUAAGCCAGGAAAUAAAUGUCCUCUUGGUGAUCAAGAUGGGGAAGUGGAACUCGAUGAUGUAUGGUUUUCCUAUCCAUCGCGCCCUAAUCACAUGGUGCUCAAGGGCAUUACAAUUAAACUGCUGCCUGGCUCAAAAGUUGCUCUUGUUGGUCCAAGUGGUGGCGGGAAGACAACAAUAGCUAACUUGAUUGAAAGAUUUUAUGACCCAAGCAAAGGAAAGAUUUUGCUGAAUGGGGUUCCUCUGGUAGAAAUAUCUCACAAGCAUUUGCACAGAAAGAUCAGUAUAGUGAGUCAGGAGCCUACAUUGUUCAACUGUUCCAUAGAGGAGAACAUAGCCUAUGGUUUUGACGGCAAAGUCGACGAAGUUGACAUAGAAAAUGCGGCUAAAAUGGCCAAUGCACAUGAAUUUAUAUCAAAGUUCCCAGAGAAAUACAAGACCUUUGUUGGAGAGCGUGGGGUACGGCUUUCGGGAGGGCAGAAACAGAGAAUUGCGAUUGCUAGAGCCCUGCUCAUGGAUCCAAAAAUUCUCCUCCUGGAUGAAGCCACCAGUGCCCUGGAUGCCGAAAGCGAGUACCUAGUGCAGGAUGCCAUGGAUUCUCUAAUGAAGGGAAGAACUGUUCUAGUCAUUGCUCAUAGAUUAUCAACUGUCAAAACUGCCGAUACUGUAGCGGUUAUCUCGGAUGGCCAAGUAGUUGAGAGUGGCACGCACGAUGAGCUUCUCAGCAAGAAUGGUGUCUAUACUGCAUUAGUCAGGAGACAACUGCAGACAGCAAAAACCGAAAAUGUAGUUUAGUUUGUUGAAGCAAAGAUUAUGAUUUAUGAAUGGCCAUUGUUGGUUAUUAAAUACUUUUGAUACAGUAUAGUUCCUUGGUGACACGCAUGACCUUCACAGUUGCAAGUUACAACUUACAACACUAGGUUUCAGCAGAGAAAUUGUGGAUACUGGUCGUUUACUGUUCCCACUGUCUAAAAUGAAAUCUCGCUUCCUGGAUUUUGUAUUUUGUAUCUGUAAUUUAGAUGUUGGAUAGAGUAAAUAUUAAACAGCAACUGAAAAUGUUGAAUCGAAGUGAAAAUUUGAUAGCUAUCUUC